Messenger RNA from Halichondria panicea, 1658 nucleotides. RefSeq lists its product as uncharacterized. Gene Ontology annotation, biological process: mRNA splicing, via spliceosome. Gene Ontology annotation, cellular component: nucleus. The transcript is spliced from 11 exons. Gene Ontology annotation, molecular function: RNA lariat debranching enzyme activity. The coding region runs from base 126 to 1613 and encodes 495 amino acids. The record is from RefSeq and is a predicted model, not a curated record. NCBI's taxonomy places the organism in Eukaryota, Metazoa, Porifera, Demospongiae, Suberitida, Halichondriidae.
AUAGUUAUACAUUAGAGACCUUUACCUAGUCACUCGUACUUGAAGAUCCUUUUAAUACCUACUCUUAUAUUACCUUGGAUCCAGAGACCUGGAUCUCUCCCCUGGCCUGCACACACACACACACAAUGAAGAUUGCCGUGGAGGGUUGUUGCCAUGGCGAGCUGAACAAGAUCUACGAGGCUUUGCAACAUGCCGAACAAAAACAAGGAAUAAAAAUCGACCUUCUCAUUUGUUGCGGAGAUUUUCAGGCUGUCCGUAACCAAGACGACCUCCUGUGUAUGGCAGCGCCGGAGAAAUAUCGCCAGCUCAUGAAUUUCCAUGAGUACUACAGCGGGAAGAGACAAGCUCCAAUACUCACUCUCUUCAUAGGAGGGAACCACGAGGCAUCCAAUCACCUUUGGGAGCUUGGUUACGGUGGUUGGGUGGCGCCCAAUAUCUACUACCUCGGCUUUGCGGGUGUGGUCAAGUUCGGUGGUGUAAGGAUCGGGGGACUCUCUGGGAUCUACAAACAUCACAGUUAUCAUAAAAAUCAUUUUGAACGUCCCCCCUACGAUUCUUUUACCAUAAGGAGCGCGUAUCAUGUGAGGUCAUGUGAUCACUUUCGCCUGAAACAGGUAUCUGGUAAAGUGGACAUAAUGCUGUCACACGAUUGGCCGCGAGGUAUAGAGCACCAUGGCAACACUCACCAGCUGCUCCAAUGGAAGCCACAUUUCAGGCAAGACGUGGAUAGCCAGUCCCUUGGGUCGCCCCCGGCGAUGGACCUCCUGCGCUACCUCAAACCACUGUAUUGGUUCUCUGCUCAUUUACAUGUCAAAUUUCCUGCCCUUUACGAGCACGACAAAGGUCAAAGUUCAUCAGGGGAGGUUAAAAGUUCAAACUGCCGUCAAUUCACAAAGUUUCUGUCUCUGGACAAGUGUCUCCCACGGCGAUCCUAUCUGCAGAUUGUCGAUGUUACCAUGGAUACGGUGGAGGAGGGCCCAUACAAGUUGACCUAUGACCCCGAGUGGUUGGCAAUCCUCCGCUCAACGGAACAGCUCAUGUGUUAUGAUAACUCUCGAUGGAUGGAGCCAUUCGGAAAAUGCUGUACUCCUUCACUGGAGGACCUUGUGUAUGUGGAGCACACCUUGUUCCGUGGUGACCUAACCAUCCCCACCACCUUUGAGUGCACUGCACACACACUUGGGGAGACACCCAAACCAGUGGUUUCUGGCCACCCCCAGACAGAGCGCCUGUGUCAGACCCUCGACAUCUCCAACCCCUUCAAGCAUGACAGAGAUAUUAUUGUCUCUGUGGCUGCUGGAGAUGUGAGCAAUCCUGAUGAAAUCUCAUUGGACGAUGAUGAGGUUGCCAUGGUUUCAAGCAACCCAGACGAGAUGCCUCAAGAUGCUGGUGUGGGAGGAUGGGUGAUAGAUACUGCUGGGAAGAAUCGAACACGUCUCUCCCUACCCCCUCCCACUAACCAACCUGAGUCACAUGACCAGUCACAUGACAGUGCUCCGGUAUCACAUGACCAGCCGAGAGAGGAAGCAUCACAUGACCAACCUAAGAUAAAGCGUCGGAACAUAGCUCUGUAUUCAAUGCCUGCUCAAUCAGAUGAUGAGGAAGACACUUAAACAUUAUUGAGUGUUAUUGAUUUGAUCAUAAUUUCAUUUUUUGGA